AUGGCAUACAGCUUAUACGACGGAACAAUUCCUGUCCUCAAGGCUGCCCUCAAGGACACGGCACACCUCCUUGAGGCGGCUCAGAAGCAGCCCAAUGCCAGCAGCCUCCUUGGAGCCCGUCUCUACGAGGAUAUGAAGCCGCUCACUUUCCAAGUCUACACGGUCACAAAAUUCACUGAGAUAAUCAAUGCUCGGCUGUCGGGGAGGGAGACCAUCGUGUAUGAGGACGACAUGACUUCGUACGACGAGAUGCAUGCGCGCAUCAACGAGGUCCUUGCCCGGGUCGAGAACACGGACAAGGACGUGGUGAACAAGCUUGGCGAGGAGGCGGCGCCCACCGCAAUGGGGCCGGGUGUCACGAUGGAUCUGACAGGCAAGGCAUAUGCACACGGUGUGACGCUCCCGAAUAUUCUCUUCCAUGUGUCCAUUACGUACGCGAUACUCAGGAAAGAAGGCGUUCCAUUGGGAAAAGCCGACUUCAUGAUGCCGUUUGUUCGCGAGUACGUUCCUGGUGUUUAG
Clonostachys rhizophaga is the source of this 519-nucleotide messenger RNA. The record is from the annotation of a GenBank genome assembly. NCBI's taxonomy places the organism in Eukaryota, Fungi, Ascomycota, Sordariomycetes, Hypocreales, Bionectriaceae.